Molecule: messenger RNA, 2198 nt
Organism: Phaeodactylum tricornutum CCAP 1055/1
Lineage: Eukaryota; Bacillariophyta; Bacillariophyceae; Surirellales; Neidiaceae
Exons: 1
Coding region: 1-2022 (673 amino acids)
Source: RefSeq, a predicted model, not a curated record
AUGAGCGAUGACGACGAAGAAAGCGGGCGGGCGGACAUCUCGACAUUUCCGCGUUUUGAUGACAAGUUAGCACCUCCUCGCCCCUUCCUUGUACCGUCUUUUGAUGGUGAAAUAGUGGAAAUAUUGCCGUCCGAAAAGGCGAACCGCAAAAUCAGAUUCGACGAAACAGUCCACAUUUGCGAGAUCGAGAAUCGUUUUGCAUACGGAGACUACCCUGCAGAUGACGAGGAAGGAAGCUACGAGAUCGAAAUUGUGGAUGAGAACGACGACGAAGCUGAUUUUUAUUUGGAAAUUGUUGACGGCGAGGUGUACUAUGUUUUCGAAACCGAGGAUGAUAUUAGCGUUGAGGAUGACAGCUACGAAACAGAGGAUGAAGAUGACGCCGAGUCGAAUGACGGUCCAAUCCAGUCGCUUCAGCUAGCUAUUGCUAAUAUGCAGAUUCCAGACUUCGAUGGAGAUGUGUGUGUUAUGGCGGACAAUGUCGAAAUUGAAAAAGUUGGAGAAGACGACAAUGGAUACUCGGAAGACAGUUUAGGAGAGAGUCAGCACCCGACUAUUGAAGAAAUCAAUAUAAAAGAUACAGACGAAGUAAUCGAGUUGGAAGAAAAUAACGGAGAAUACGAAGAGAAGGUUGCUAGUAAGAUCGUUUCUCUCAGUAUUCACACGAAGGAAGAACCACUGUCUUCGCUGGAUAGUUCAAUUCGCAUUCCGACUGCAGCAACACCAGAUAUUAACCUGAAAACCGACACUUUAGAAGCAAGAGUUCAAGAUGAAGACCUCAUGAACAAUACUGACGCAAUUGAAAUUUUCAUAGGAAAGAAAGGACCAAUAGCCGCUGCGCAGCUAGAGGAAGCUGGGCAGUCAAUUUCAGGAUCUGAUCAUGAAAAAGCAAACGAGAAUAACGAUACGCCGAUUUCACCUCAAGCUGGCGUUGCACCAGGGGCUACCGCAUCACCACUUUCCAGUAUCAGAUGCCCUGUUCUCGCCACUCCCAACCAUACCCCAAAACGCUCUAUAGGUGCUGAUGCUCCCGACUCACCUGUCAAGGGAAUCCCUCCCGCAAGCCCAGUCAAAUCCAUCCUUCGCGCUUGUCCUGAGAGCCCUCGGAAAGCACCGAAGAAGAAGCCCAAGGCAAGAGAGGUAUCAACAAAGAGGGAAAAAACCUUUACGAAGACAUACGUCCGCGCUGAGACGUUCGACGGCGAACACCGUGUUUACAGCUGGGCAAAGCCGGACUGGACGCAAGAAACGAAGCUGAAGUCGACUGGCCUUGGCGACCGUAUUCGCAACGGUGGCAAUUUGGCUAAUCCCAUUACCUUUCCAAAGAAGAAACCAGCAAAUGCUGAUCUGGUUGAGGAAGAGUAUGAACAAGUCAACAAAGAAGAGCUUAUUCGACGCAUCAAAGAUGGUCAUAGCGCCCCUGGAGUCAAGCUGCCUCGAUACCUACGAGGACAGAGCAAACUGAAAAUUAGCGUUCACGGUGCAAGGAUUCGCGACGGAGGAGAUCUUGUCAAGCCAGUCACCAUGGCAACGACGACUAAAAAAUCCUAUGAGUUCCAGAAGCCUGAAUGGACUCAAAAGAAGCUGAAUGAAACGGAAAUUGGAAAGAAAGUGAAAUCAGGGGCUGACAUGCAACAGCCAGUAACAAUGGCUACGACACAGAAAAAGUACAGUUGGGAAAAGCCAAGCUGGACAAAGCAGCGCAGUCUUCGUAGUCUAGGAAGUUCGGAUGGCGAAGAAGCGGCGUCGGAAAUAGAAAAGAAGAUAUACACUUGGGAGAAGCCAAGGUGGGCAAAAGAAAAGGUUCUAGGAACGACGGGGAAAAUAAGAAAAAUACAGGAUGGCGGCGAUAUUGUGAAACCAAUUACGUUUCCAGAAGGCAAAGGGGAUGGAAUCAACCAAGAAGUUCGGCCAGAACUUGUGCUGAGGCCAAGCAAGAAGGGAAUACAUGCGAGGCAUGGCGAAAAGCUUGAACGGCCCAUUACUGUUUUACCUGACCUCGCAAAGUGUAAGCACACAUGAAGAAUUGUGCCAUUUCGAUUUUUUCCUAUCCAAGCUCGUGCGUUUGCCAUUCACUAUGUACUCUACCCAUCGACGAGAGUUAUAAGUUACAUUCAUUUGUUUUGUAAGGAGACCAACAGGCCCAAUCAGUAGCAUAGGUUGACAAAGUCCUAAUUCUUGCACGGGCGAAAAGCAAG